CCAACACAUGAACCUUUGGGGAAUGAACCACACCACAGCACGACCUUAUGGAUGGAGUGGAACCCUGGCUUUCCCUUGAGUAUCGAUGCCAAGUGUCAUAAGGAUUUGCCCCGUGAUAUCCAAUUUGAUAGUGAGAAAGGAGUGGACUUUGUUCUGAACUACUCCAAAGCAAUGGAGAAUUUGUUCAUCAACCGUUUCAUGCACAUGUUCCAGUCAUCCUGGAAUGACUUUGCUGACUUUGAGAAAAUCUUCGUCAAGAUCAGCAACACUAUUUCUGAGCGGGUCAUGAACCACUGGCAAGAAGACCUCAUGUUUGGCUACCAGUUUCUGAAUGGAUGCAACCCUGUGCUCAUCAGGUGCUGCACAAAGCUGCCUGAGAAGCUCCCAGUGACCACGGAGAUGGUGGAGUGCAGCCUAGAAUGGCAGCUCACCUUGGAACAGGAGGUCCAGCAAGGGAACAUUUUCAUUGUGGACUAUGAGCUGCUGGAUGGAAUUGAUGCCAACAAAACAGACCCCUGCACACAUCAGUUCCUAGCUGCUCCCAUAUGCCUGCUGUAUAAGAACCUGGCCAACAAGGUUGUCCCCAUUGCCAUCCAGCUCAACCAAACCCCAGGAGAGGAGAACCCUAUUUUUCUCCCUUCGGAUGCCAAAUAUGACUGGCUUUUGGCCAAAAUCUGGGUGCGUUCCAGUGACUUCCACGUACACCAGACCAUCACCCACCUUCUGUGCACACACCUGGUAUCUGAGGUUUUUGGUAUCGCCAUGUAUCGCCAGCUGCCUGCUGUGCACCCCAUUUUCAAGCUGUUGGUGGCACAUGUGAGGUUCACCAUCGCCAUCAACACCAAGGCCCGCGAACAGCUCAUCUGCGAGUAUGGCCUCUUUGACAAGGCCAAUGCCACUGGAGGUGGCGGGCACGUGCAGAUGGUGCAGAGGGCCAUGAAAGACCUGACCUAUGCUUCCCUGUGCUUCCCCACGGCCAUCAAGGCCCGGGGCAUGGAGAGCACUGAGGACAUCCCCUACUACUUCUACCGAGAUGAUGGGCUGCUGGUGUGGGAGGCCAUUCAGACGUUCACAUCUGAAGUGGUGGGCAUCUAUGAGAGUGACCAGGUUGUAGAAGAGGACCAGGAGCUUCAGGACUUUGUGAAGGACGUUUACGUAUAUGGCAUGCGGGGCAAGAAGGCCUCAGGCUUCCCCAAGUCAAUCAAGAGCCGGGAGAAGUUGUCCGAGUACCUGACUGUGGUGAUCUUUACGGCCUCGGCCCAGCACGCAGCCGUGAACUUCGGCCAGUACGACUGGUGUUCCUGGAUCCCCAAUGCUCCCCCAACCAUGCGUGCCCCACCGCCCAAGGCCAAGGGAGUGGUGAACAUAGAGCAGAUCGUGGAUACUCUGCCCGACCGUGGCCGCUCAUGCUGGCAUCUGGGUGCAGUGUGGGCUCUGAGCCAGUUUCAGGACAAUGAGCUGUUCCUAGGCAUGUACCCAGAAGAGCACUUCAUUGAGAAGCCUGUGAAGGAGGCCAUGGCCCGAUUUCGCAAGAACCUGGAUGCCAUUGUCAGCGUGAUUGCUGAGCGCAACAAGAACAAAAAGCUGCCCUAUUACUACUUGUCUCCAGACCGAAUACCAAACAGUGUGGCCAUCUGAACCCUGCCUGUGGCAGUCUCACCCGAGGAAGGCCAGCCAGACUCCAGCUUGUGUGGCAGGCUCUGGGGCUGACCUCCUGGCAGCUCACCUCUCUUCCACCAAGCCUAGCAAGUGUGUUGGGGUUUCCUGAUGGGCCGGUUACAAACCAAAGUCUCCUCCAGAAUGUGUCAGGUUGUACCAAAGCUUCAGAGCAUUUUCCUGUUUAUCCAUCCAUCUGUAGCGAAUCCCAUAGUUUGAUCAAAGCAUGCAAAUAUUUCAGGGAUCCUCCUAUAUAGAGGACUUCAGAGCCUCCUGCCCAGGCUCAGAUGAGUCCUUCCACACUAAAGCAACAGAAAAUCAGGAUAACAGAUGCCAGUUCUUUUUGGAGAUGGGGAAUUUCUGUGCUACUUAUCCUUAGUUUAAUUUCUUGCAUGUAGUAGGUGCCCAAAUAACUUCUUGUUGAAUGAAUUAAGAAUUGGUUGCCAU
Molecule: messenger RNA, 2103 nt
Organism: Sciurus carolinensis (gray squirrel)
Lineage: Eukaryota; Metazoa; Chordata; Mammalia; Rodentia; Sciuridae
Product: polyunsaturated fatty acid 5-lipoxygenase-like
Biological process (GO): lipid oxidation; linoleic acid metabolic process
Cellular component (GO): nuclear envelope
Molecular function (GO): iron ion binding; arachidonate 5-lipoxygenase activity
Source: RefSeq, a predicted model, not a curated record